AUGUCUUCUCCCAUUGUUCUCAUCUUUGGCGCUGGUGCCAAGGUUGGCAAAAGUGUCGCCCAAGCCUUCAGCGCAAAGGGCUAUAGACUAGCUCUAGCCUCCCGAUCUCAAGAUCCAUCAACUUCCACAGACCGAAAGCUCCAUAUCCCUGCAAAUUUGAGCAACACAGACUCCGUCAUCCAGGCCUUUACAAAGGUCAGAAGCGAGUUUGGCCAUCCCCACGUCGUCAUUUACAACGCUUAUCAUGGCGCACCUAACGAUCCCAACGAUAUUUUCCAAGUUUCUUUGGACAGCUUCAAGACAAGCGGUGCAGUCAACAUCUUUAGCGCUUACGCCGCAGCCCAGGAAGCUGUCAAUGGUUGGAAAGACUUCCCUAAAAAUAGUAGCCCAACGUACAUUUACACUGGCAACAUUGAGAAUGAGAUGCGCAUUCCGUCCAUCAUGUCGCUAGGUGUUGGAAAGGCUGCGGCUGCUUGGUUCAUUGAGGUUGCUGCUACUGCAUACAAGGAUCAACGCUUUAGGUUCUACUAUGCUGAUGAGAGAAAGGAGGAUGGCACACCUAUGUAUAAGGGAGCAACUGCGGAAGGUCAUGCUCAAUUCUAUGUUGAGCUUGCUGAGGGCAAGGAGCAGCGGGUUUGGCAGCAGACUUUUGUCUCUGGGCAGGGCUACAAGAAGUUCUAA
This is a messenger RNA of Fusarium proliferatum ET1, 681 nucleotides long. RefSeq lists its product as uncharacterized. The transcript is spliced from 3 exons. Lineage: Eukaryota; Fungi; Ascomycota; Sordariomycetes; Hypocreales; Nectriaceae. The record is from RefSeq and is a predicted model, not a curated record. Bases 1 to 681 code for a protein of 226 amino acids.